Molecule: messenger RNA, 985 nt
Organism: Macroventuria anomochaeta
Lineage: Eukaryota; Fungi; Ascomycota; Dothideomycetes; Pleosporales; Didymellaceae
Exons: 1
Coding region: 295-813 (172 amino acids)
Source: RefSeq, a predicted model, not a curated record
CAUCACCGGCGCAAGGGAUGAAGGAUCUACCAGAUGGCGAUUGACAGAUUUUGCAAGAUGAUUUGGUGGUUCAUGUGGGUUCGCCGCGUGCCAUGCUCGUCUUACGCGAGGCAAUGAGAGCUGAGGACCAAACACAAGUUCAUCACAAUCACUCAGCGGGCCAGCGUCGGCUUUAUUACGUUCGAAUUUACGAGGUGAAGGAUGAACGGCAGUUCCACAAGACGUUGCCUUCCGCUACUUGGGAUGGCGGCGCGCCGCUGACAGAAAACUGCCUGAAGUCGCCGAGUCGUGAACAUGGUCAGGCUGUCCCUACUAGCGAGGCUGCGCGCACGUCACUGGUCCAUCAGUCGCACACCAACAGCCAGGACAGGGCUGCGGGUGCGGCCAUCAACAGACAAAAGAUCGAUGCAAGAGCGGAACCAGCCCUAUCUCAAAUUGCGACGGGCAACAGCAGACAGGCACCCCCUGGGUGUACAGGAUUCAGGAUGCGGACGUGGGUCGACGUUUGAGUGGAUGUUGCGCGCUGCGUUCACGAGGAUGCAUGUCCAUCGAGAAUGUGCGGGAGCGUGCAGCAGCUCACCGGCGGAGCAGCAGGCCUCGGAUGGGCGGUGGUGCAGGUGGGCCAACACGGAGUGCAACACGACCAGCACGACGACAGGCUCGUGCAGUGACGGCGAUGAUGGUGAGCUGUCGUCGCAGCGUGGUGCAAGUGGUGCAAACGAAACAGUGCGCAGCAGGAGACGGCCCGCGUGGAUUGAGUCGCGCACAUCGCAGGCCCUUAUCGCUCCGAGGAGGGCCCUUCCACGUACCUAGCGGUGUUCUUGCAUGCUGCAAACGAGGGGAACAUGACCAUGACGGCGACGCUGCGGUGGAGUGCUGCAACGUGCUGUGGCACGGCAAAAGCAGCAAGCCGCAGCGUGCAUUGAGAGACGCCGUGCAGGCGCGAACGCGAGCGUACGGCGAUGGUGAGUCUAGCGGUGCUGGC